AUGUCUUCGUCUACUGUAAUAAACUCUCUGGUGAAAACCGGUGCCCGACUGCCGCCGCUUCCCACCAUUCGGGAUUUGGUUCGUCUGUACAAGCUCCGGGCCAUCAAGCAACUUUCCCAGAACUUUCUAAUGGACGAACAGCUGACCAACAAGAUCGUCCGGGCGGCCGGUAACAUCAAGGACAAUUACGUGCUGGAAGUCGGACCCGGCCCUGGUGGAAUUACCAGAUCAAUCAUCAGAAAGUUUCCCCGUCAGCUGGUGGUCGUCGAAAAGGACAGACGAUUUUUACCGACUCUGGAACUGCUUGCCGAGGCUUCGAAGGACUUUCUGCAGAUGGACAUAGUGCGGGGCGAUAUUCUAGAAUAUCGAACGGAAAUGGCGUUUCCCGAUUGUCCGAAAACCGAAUGGACUGACAAGCGUGCUCCUGUUCACAUUAUCGGAAACCUACCGUUUGCUAUCUCGACCAGGCUACUCAUCAAUUGGCUACGCGAAAUGAGCCUGCAGUCCGGAGCGUGGGCCUAUGGGCGGAGUAGUCUGACCCUUACCUUUCAAAAGGAAGUUGCUGAACGAAUAGUUGCCCCGAUGCUCUCGGAAUAUCGUUGCAGACUAUCGGUCAUGAAUCAAGUUUGGAGCAAACCAGAGUUAAAGUUUGUUAUUCCAGGGAAAGCAUUUGUCCCCAAACCGGACGUCGACGUUGGGGUUGUAACCAUUCUCCCUCUGAAAACCCCACUAACCAAGGUCCACUUCGACGUUGUGGAAAAGGUUAUGCGGCACAUUUUCUCGAUGCGACAGAAAUUUUGUCGCCGGGGUGUGGCAAAUCUGUAUCCACCGGAUGUCCGCGAUGAGUUGACACAGCUCACAUUUCGGAUGGCUGAUGUGGAUCCUGAGGCCAGAUCAUUUCAGCUAUCCACCGAAGAGUGUUUGAGAAUCGCGGAGGCUUACGAUCAACUGAUGCAGUCAAAUCCCGAAAUGAGAAAUUACGACUAUCGGGCACCAAAGCAUGUGGCGAAUGAAGAAGAUUAUUGAAAAUAUGAUGAACCUACUUUCUUCUAGUAAUAUAAAGUUUAGUUACUGUCA
Molecule: messenger RNA, 1077 nt
Organism: Aedes albopictus (Asian tiger mosquito)
Lineage: Eukaryota; Metazoa; Arthropoda; Insecta; Diptera; Culicidae
Gene: mtTFB1
Product: dimethyladenosine transferase 1, mitochondrial
Exons: 1
Coding region: 1-1026 (341 amino acids)
Biological process (GO): transcription initiation at mitochondrial promoter; rRNA methylation
Cellular component (GO): mitochondrial matrix
Molecular function (GO): mitochondrial transcription factor activity; rRNA (adenine-N6,N6-)-dimethyltransferase activity
Source: RefSeq, a predicted model, not a curated record